Messenger RNA from Lucilia sericata (common green bottle fly), 1078 nucleotides. RefSeq lists its product as uncharacterized. The coding region runs from base 1 to 906 and encodes 301 amino acids. NCBI's taxonomy places the organism in Eukaryota, Metazoa, Arthropoda, Insecta, Diptera, Calliphoridae. The transcript has 4 exons. The record is from RefSeq and is a predicted model, not a curated record.
AUGCGGCUAAUGCCUCAGCUACACUCGGGAAUCGAAUCACCAUCUUCAUCAUUCUCUCAUCAGCAGCAGCAGCAAUCAUUGCAACAACACAACAGCAACAUUCUUCACACCAAUUAUCCUCCUCCUCAUCCUCGUCGUCAUCGUCCCAACAGCAUCAGCAGCAAAAAACAUGCGCAUGCCGCUUCAACUGGUAAUUUAGAGAAUUCAACAAAAUUAAGCGCUAUGGGCGCUAUGCAAUCCAGCUCGUCUAGUUCCAAUUAUAAAGAACAACAGAAGGUUAAUCUUAGACCUACCCGUACCGCAUCUAUGGAUGCCGAAAUCGAGAGACGUUCAUCGUUGCAAUUAUUGGAUCAUAGUAAACGUGACGACGAAGACGAAAGAUCUCUGCGGCGCAGUACUAUGGCAGCUUCACACUCUUCAGUAGCUGUUGCCUCAUCGGGCAGUGGCAGUCAUAUGCUAGCUACUAGCAGCAGUAUGGGCAAUGUUUACAAUGGCAAUACACAUGCCAACAGAGACUUUAUAAAUCAUGAGUCCCUAACAACUGCAGCUCACUCGCCCACUUCGUCCAAUGCGAAUCAUAAAAAUAUGGGUAGUAGUGGCGGUGGCGGCGGCAGUAGCAGUGGUGUAAUGGGCAAUCGUAUUAUAACCAACACCAAUAGUCCCUGUCUAAAUAAUUUCCUCUUUCCCAUACUCUCUGAUAUACAACGUAAAUAUAGCAGUAAUUCCAGUAAAAAUAUGAAUGUUUUGGACAUAGCCGAUUUAAAAUCGGUAUUUGAAUUGGCCGAACGCAGUCGUCCUGGCGUAAGUGAUCUGUUUCUCAAAGAAAUUAUACACAAACUAGUACCAGGUUAUUCGGAAACACGUAUUAAUAAUAUUAUGGAUAGAGCAAUUAGAAACAAAAAGUAAUUUCAAAGCCUCAACGUCUACUGUCUCUAGAGCUUGUUGUGGAUUUUAUGUUAUUCCUUCUUUACGUUUUUUUUUUUUAUAAAUAUAUAUAUAAAUAAUAUUUUUUCCUGUUAGUUUUUCACCCCUGUUAUGUUAAAUUAUAUUAAAAAAAAAGAACCCAAAACUUUCCUAA